CGAGGUCGAGCAGCCCCUGAGCCCGCACGGCCGCGCUGCAAAAAGCGGGGCCGAGGACGCGCGCUCUCCUGCACGACACCACCACCAGGCCAGCAGCGACCAGAUCACCAGCUAGCCAGGCGCACAAAAGCGCCGCGCCCCCGUGGCCUCUCCUCUCCUCUCCCCCUUCCCCGGUUCACACUGUUCACACUGCCUGUCCCACCCCCGCCUACAAAAGGCAACGAUCGCCUUCCCCUGCGGCGGCACGGAUCGUCUCCUGGCGCUGCUGCAGCACCGCGAGGGGUUUGGAGGCAGCAGGACAGGAGGGCGCGAGAAAUGGACUGCUUGGGCUGCUUCAAGGGGAGGUCGAGGAACGGGGGGUCAUCGGGAAGGCGGGGGCCGUCUGCGCCGGCGUCGGGCCCGGCGACCACGGCGGCAUCGGGCCCGGCGACCACGGCGGCAUCGCUGUCGGCGGUGAGCACGAGCCGAUCGGACGAAUCAGGGGCGGUGCGGCCGGUGAGCAAGUCGGCGGGGUCGACCGGUUCGUCGCAGUCGCAGCGGAGCAUCUCGUCGCUGUACGAGGAGCGGGGCCACGGCCAGCUGCGGGCGUUCGACUACGAGGAGCUCCAUGGUGCCACCGGCGAGUUCAGCCGCGCGCAGAAGCUCGGCGAGGGCGGAUUCGGGAGCGUCUACAAGGGCUUCGUGAGCCCGCUCGACGGCAAGGGGGACCGCAUCGCCGUCGCCGUCAAGAGGCUCAACCAGCGCGGCCUGCAGGGACAUAAGCAGUGGUUGGCCGAAGUACAGUUUCUUGGUGUACUAGAGCACCCAAAUCUUGUUAAGCUACUUGGAUACUGUGCUGUUGACACUGAAAGAGGGGCACAAAGAUUGUUGGUCUACGAGUAUAUGCCAAACAAGAGCUUGGAAGAUCACUUGUUCAGCCGAGUUAAUCCUCCUCUAUCGUGGAAUAGAAGGCUUCAGAUUAUCUUGGGUGCUGCAGAAGGAUUGGCUUACCUGCAUGAAGGGGUAGAAGUUCAGGUAAUCUACCGGGACUUCAAGGCUUCGAACAUUCUACUGGACAAGGACUUCAGAGCAAAGCUAUCAGACUUCGGGCUCGCGAGGGAGGGACCAACUGGAGAAAACACUCACGUGUCGACUGCGGUCGUCGGGACGCACGGGUACGCGGCGCCGGAAUACAUGGCGACGGGGCACCUGUCGGCGAAAAGCGACGUGUGGAGCUUCGGCGUGGUGCUGUACGAGAUCCUGACGGGGCGGCGGUCGCUGGACCGGAACCGGCCGCUGGCGGAGCAGAAGCUGCUGGAGUGGGUGGCCCAGUUCCCGCCUCAGAGCCGCAACUUCCGGAUGAUCAUGGACCCCAAGCUCCGCGGCGAGUACUCGGCGAAGGCCGCCCGGGAGAUCGCCAAGCUGGCCGAGAGCUGCCACCUCAAGAACGCCAAGGAGCGGCCCACCAUGAGCGAGGUGGUCGAGGUGCUCAGGCGGGCCGUGCAGGCGCAGGCUGAGCCGGCCGACGGUGACAACAGGAACGGCAAGGGGAAGAGGGCCGACGCGGCCGGGACGUCCAGGAGGUGACUGCUACGGUGCCGUCGUCGGCUGAGUUAAUUGGUCACGGAGAAGAGAUCGAUAUGGUGUUGUCAGUCGUGACAGCACGCCAAGAGUUUUUUUUGUGUGUGUAGGGGCUUGCGUAUUUUUUUCCCGCACAUUAACUUAGACGACGUGUGUGUAUAGAGACUAGUUUGCGGAUUUUUUUUUUCUGAAAGCGAGCACUUAAAAAGUAAUUGUGCACUGAAGCUGUUCGUUUAUGUU
Messenger RNA from Phragmites australis (common reed), 1800 nucleotides. RefSeq names its product probable serine/threonine-protein kinase PBL19. The record is from RefSeq and is a predicted model, not a curated record. Gene Ontology annotation, biological process: protein phosphorylation. Bases 316 to 1566 code for a protein of 416 amino acids. Lineage: Eukaryota; Viridiplantae; Streptophyta; Magnoliopsida; Poales; Poaceae. Gene Ontology annotation, molecular function: ATP binding; protein kinase activity. The transcript has 4 exons.